GCCGGCGCAGCCCCGUGCGGCUCGGCGCUCGGCUCCCUCCCGCUCCCGCUCCCGCACUCGCUCGCCAUGGUGGAAGCCUUCGUGGGCACCUGGAAGCUGGUGGAUUCGGCCAAUUUCGAUGAAUAUAUGAAGGCGCUGGGCGUGGGCUUCGCCACGAGGCAGGUGGCGGGCCUCACCAAACCCACCACCAUCAUCGAGGUGGCCGGCGACAAGAUCACCGUGAAGACCCAGAGCACCUUCAAGAACUCGGAGAUCAGCUUCAAGCUGGACGAGGAGUUUGAUGAGACCACUGCUGACGACAGGCAUGUCAAGUCUGUGGUCAAGCUGGAAGGAGGCAAACUCGUCCACGUGCAGAAGUGGGAAGGAAAGGAGACGUCGCUAGUGCGGGAGCUGAGAGACGGGAAGUUAAUUCUGACCCUCACCCUGGGCAGCGUGGUCUCCACCCGGACCUACGAGAGGGCGGCGUAGGGGCCGGCACCAGCUCCCUGCCCGCCAGCCGGUGCCGAACUCACCACCGAGUUGCCUCUGGCCUCCCCUCGGCUGCGGUUCGUCUGCGACCCGCGUUGACGUCGGAGCCCUCCGAACCCGCUGCGGAGCCGUCUGCCGCCCUGAUCCCCGUUGUCUCGUGGGGGGGCGGUUGGGGGUUUGGGCUGUUACUUUGUGUUUUUAUUUUUUUCCUCCUUUUUUUUUAAAAAAAUAACAGAAGAUCCCGUAUGGGAAAAUAAUAAACCCAACGUUGUUACA
Messenger RNA from Rhea pennata, 744 nucleotides. RefSeq names its product fatty acid binding protein 3 (gene FABP3). The record is from RefSeq and is a predicted model, not a curated record. The transcript is spliced from 4 exons. The coding region runs from base 67 to 468 and encodes 133 amino acids. Gene Ontology annotation, molecular function: long-chain fatty acid binding. Lineage: Eukaryota; Metazoa; Chordata; Aves; Rheiformes; Rheidae. Gene Ontology annotation, biological process: long-chain fatty acid transport. Gene Ontology annotation, cellular component: nucleus; cytosol.